Molecule: messenger RNA, 2747 nt
Organism: Clupea harengus (Atlantic herring)
Lineage: Eukaryota; Metazoa; Chordata; Actinopteri; Clupeiformes; Clupeidae
Gene: tsnaxip1
Product: translin-associated factor X interacting protein 1
Cellular component (GO): cytoplasm
Source: RefSeq, a predicted model, not a curated record
GAACCCAGGAAGGAACAUACCCUGUGCUUUUUCAGAGCCUGGGUGUGGAAUGAAGCCUUGGAAAUGUAGUUUCAAAGUUUGUUAAUCUGCUUUUUACAGUAAUUGAUCUGCUCCAGUGAGAGUUUACUUAGUACAGGUUUUCCCCCCUUCAUUUCCACCCUAAUCUAUUUGAACCAAUGUUGAGAGAAUCUAAUCUCUGUUAUGACAUUAAAUGUAAAUCUCUGCGUUCUGGACUUCAUUCGGGCUCAAUCCAUAAAAAAAGAAAUUGACAUUUCUAAUCGUUGGCAGAUUUUCUACUUAAAUAUUAUUAUAUCAAUGUAAGAGUAGCCAAUAAUAUUUUGUAUUGUAUUAUUACAUUUUAUGAAAUUUGAUGCCAUCCAACGAAGAGACCAGCCACAAACAGGAGCGCAGUCGAAUAUCUGUCAGAAUGCUUCAAACUAUAGCCUGCAUCAACCAACAACAAAUCUGCAGGCAAGAUUCUGGUCUGCAAGGUCCUUCAUGGGUCCUAAAUUGCCAUGGAAACCACGGGUAUACAACAUUGUGCGUAAUGUUGAUUUGUUGCCAUCAGAGCCUGUCUAUCUAGAAAUUCUCUUUUACUAUCUGUUGCUUGACAGAAAUCGCGGCAGUGAAUCCUAACUCUAAAGGAUAUGAAAGUGGCUUGGUAGCUAGCGUUUUUUCAGAUGUCGAUUCCAGUGGAAACAAGAUUACCACCUUUAACCUUGUCAAAAAGGCAAAGAUCUCCAGCAAUGCAUUCACGUGAUUGUGGAAAGGGUGGUGUGCCAGUACAGCUGAGCAAUGUCCCAGGAUGCCUGUCUGUAUUUAGCAAGCUGCAAGGUGGCUGUACCAAUGGCUUCCUGUCUACCUGGCCUGCUCCUGCUCCUUCACAAACUGUCCAUCGAAGAUGCAGAAGAGAUAAGGGUUAUGAGUUCAGUGGAUCAGUGGGGAAACCACGAUUUCUAAUGCAGUUGGAAGGUUACUUGAAGAGAGAACUGCAAGCAUUGGAUUUGCAACAGCCAAAAGUCCAGGAGCGCAAACUCCAGACGUAUCGGGAAGUGUUCGACUGUUUCAUUGAGGACUUCAAAACAUACAAGCCAUUGUUAACAGCCAUAAAAAAUGAAUAUGAAGUCACCCUAGCAUAUAUGCAAGACCAGAUCCGCGAGCUUGAGCCCUUGAGAACUCAGCUGGUUAUGGUGUCAGAGCAGUGCGACAGGCGCAUCCUGGCCCUGAGGGAGGAGGAGAGGACUGAGAUGAAAACCCUGAAAGACGACAAGCAACGUCUGCAGAGGGUCAUUGAGGACAUGAGAGAGAAACAGCGUGCUCUGGGGGCCCAGGUGUGUCGCCUACAAGAGGAUCUGGCUGCCCAGUAUCUGUUAUACAGGGACGAGCUUGAUGCCCGCAAACUGCUUAUAGCCAACAUCAGCAGUAUGAGUUAUGCCACAGAGGAGGAACAAGUUGAUGGCAUAGAGGUAGAAGAGUCUGAAGAUCCAGUAAAGGUGAAAUUAGCACUCAAGGUGUGCAGAGAGGAUUUGACCAAAGCCCAGGUGGAGCUGAACCGCUUACAUGCUGAAUAUGGAGAUGUUGUUCCCCGCCGAGAUUGGGAAAGUCUGGAUCGCUCACAUCAGGAGAGCAUUCAAAAGAUGGAGACCCUGCAAAUAGACUUUGAUCAAAUGAAAACAGAAUAUGACACACUCCUGGAGGUGCAUAAACAAGUUUUAUUGGAAAGAGACAGUCUCCAAGCAGACCUCGAGGUUUUCCAAGGGGCAUCCACUCCAAGGCCUGACUGGGAAUGCUGUGCAGAUAUACUUGGGGGAAGCAAAUGCUGGACAGAACUCUUUGAGGGAAAGUCUAGCCAGCAGCGACUGAUGAUUGUACUAGAGAAUCUUGCCGAGCAGACCUCUAAAGAGUUUUUUGAUGGACAGGGAACUGGAAGUGAUGUACCUGUUUUCCUGCGCUAUGAGGGUCAGUUGAAGAACAUUAGACUGAAGAAAGCUGAUGUUGUGAGGAUCAUUAAAGAGGUCAUGAAGGAGAAGCAGGCUGCAGAUGAGGAGCAAGGUAUGUGCAGUGAUCUUCCAGAGUUUCUUCAUAAGUAUUUGGAGAGACAGCAUGGGGACCAUGCUGGGGAGUGGGCAUAUAGCUUGAUGGAGACCAUUCAUCAUCAUCAAACGGACGAACUCAUCAGUCUCUUCAAACAUAUUCUCUCAGGAAAGGUAGAUGAGAGACUGUAUCAUGGGCAAGUUCACCUGGUAACUCAUGUACUGAGGAUACUGAUUCAAAGUGACACGGCAGAGAGUGGGACACUCACUGUUUCUGAAUUUAGUGAAUCCUUGAAGAAGGCUUUCCCCCUAAAGAAUGAACUCGACCUGGACGACCUGGUGAAUACUGCUCAAGCAGAACUUGAAAACAAUGGAGGGAGCCUAGCUUAUCAGAAACUGUUUAUUGAGGAUUCAGAUGGGAAAAACAGAGGCUUUCUGAAUCUGGUGAAGAAGCAGGGACACCACUACAUUAACCAGCUAAGGACACGACUGAAAGGGAAACGAGAGGUGGAUGUGGCAGAUUUGAGGACCGCUUUCAAAACUAUUGAUCCGUCAAUUGACUCUGAGGCACUAGAUGAGAACUUGUGCUUUGCGUUUCUGGCGCAAACAGAGAGCCUAAACCAAGCAGUGCCUGUUGACAUUGAAGUUGCCCUGCAGCGCCUCUUAGCGGCCGGUGUGAGCAAAGCGGGUCCUCCACCUUCACACCUAAAUUAA